Messenger RNA from Penicillium malachiteum, 3540 nucleotides. RefSeq names its product ATP-dependent RNA helicase ECM16. Gene Ontology annotation, biological process: maturation of SSU-rRNA from tricistronic rRNA transcript (SSU-rRNA, 5.8S rRNA, LSU-rRNA). The transcript has 3 exons. Lineage: Eukaryota; Fungi; Ascomycota; Eurotiomycetes; Eurotiales; Aspergillaceae. Bases 1 to 3540 code for a protein of 1179 amino acids. Gene Ontology annotation, molecular function: ATP hydrolysis activity; RNA binding; ATP binding. Gene Ontology annotation, cellular component: nucleolus; intracellular anatomical structure. The record is from RefSeq and is a predicted model, not a curated record.
AUGGUUAAAUUUGUUCCACGCCAGCGGAAACAGAAGCACCGGCGUCAAGAGCCUGAUGCCUCGGUAGACACCAAUGUCGCAGAGCUAGCGCCCGUCUCCAAAGAUGAGAAGGAAGCAAGAAGACAGAAAUUGCGCGAUGAGCUAAGAGAGCAGCAUGCAAAUGUUUCAUCCAAGAAGCAAAAGCGUUUGGACAAGUACAUUGAAAAUAAAUUGAAGAAGGAAGAAAACCUCGAGCUCCUCAAGAAACUUGCGAAUGCGAACGAAAGUAUUUCCGGCCUACAGAGCUCUAAAGAGCUAGGCAAGCGAAAGCGAGAUGAUAGUGAAACCGUCCAGGCGACUACAUCUGCUGGGAAAUCAGCACAAAACCUCCCCGAAUACGAUACCGAUGAUUCCGACGCCGAUAUCAAAACUUCCGAUCCUGCGACAGAUCCGGUUCCUGAACCCAAGCCUCAACAACCUCAAGCGCCCACCGGAAGCGGAUUGAAGCGACCACUCGAACUUGGACCUGACGGAUUCCCAAUCAUCAAAAAGCGGAAGCGCACUGCUAAACCCGCUCCUGCCGCACCGGUGAAGGAGGUUGCAUGGGAAGGGUUCGGGUCCGACAACGAAGAAUCGGAUAAGGAGGAAGAUGAAGAGGGCUCGGACAGCUCAGAGGGUGAUUCGAAUGAGGAAUCGGACGACAACGAGUCUGGGGAAUCAUCCGAAGAGGGCUCAGACGACGAGUCCGACGAAGAUGAUGAAGACUCGGACGAGGAUGAAACUACUGUGAAAAAGAUCAAACCCAGAGAAUCUGCUUUCAAGUCGUGGGCCAGGCAACAAAUUAAUGAGGCCGUUGGUUUCAAACCAACCACCGAACCCCGCAACACUGUUGACAUGGAGGAUCCUCUUCCCGCUGAGCUUCAAGUCACUCGAGGAGAUCCUCUUCGCAAGGCUUUCCAUGUCUCAGUGGAACGAUCAGAAGAGAUUCAAAGUUCUCGUAUGGGUUUACCGGUGGUUGGCGAGGAACAGAAGAUCAUGGAGGCGAUUCACAACAACUCAGUUAUUGUCAUCUGGGGUGCUACUGGUUCGGGAAAGACAACUCAGCUUCCACAAUUCCUGUUUGAGUCAGGCUUCGGUAACCCGGAUAGCCCCAACCCUGGCCUUAUUGGUGUCACUCAGCCACGUCGAGUUGCCGCCGUCAGUAUGGCCAACCGUGUCGGUCAAGAACUUGGCCAGUAUUCAGACCAAGUUUCAUACCAGAUUCGGUUUGAGACAACGGUAUCCAAAAAGACAGCCAUUAAAUUCAUGACUGAUGGUAUCCUUCUCCGUGAGAUUGCAGAUGACUUUGCACUGCGCAAAUACUCAAUUAUCAUCAUUGACGAAGCGCACGAGCGAAGCGUGAACACUGAUAUCCUGAUUGGAAUGGUCAGUCGUAUUGUCGACCUGCGAAAGUCCAUGAGUGAGGAGGAUCCUACUAUCAAGCCGCUGAAGGUGGUAAUUAUGUCUGCCACGCUCCGAAUCUCUGACUUCACUGAGAACUCCGCGUUGUUUCGUCAAGGUCCCCCGCCUUUGGUUCAAGCCGAAGGUCGCCAGUACCCUGUUACCGUUCACUUUGCCCGUCGCACACAUCGUGAUUAUGUUGAGGAGGCCUUCCGGAAGGUUUCGCGGGGUCACCGCAAACUCCCGCCCGGUGGUAUACUCGUGUUCUUGACAGGACAAAAUGAAAUUCGGCAAUUGUCCAAGCGAUUGAAGCAGGCAUUCAAGCCUACUCAGCGGAUUGAUACAACCCAAGCGAAGGUGCAGUUCACAGCGAACGACGCACCUUUGGAAGCGGAAGAUCUAGAGUUGGGUGGCACUGAAAUGCACAAUGACGGCUAUGACGAUGAUAGUGACUUGGAGAUUACGGGAUUAGACGAGCCAGAGGAUGAUGAAGACUUUGAUCUUGGUGAGGAGGCUAUGGACUCAUCAACCAAGGUGCACGUAUUGCCUCUAUAUUCGCAACUACCAACAAAAGAACAAAUGAAGGUGUUUGAACCGGCACCAGAGAACUCGCGUCUUAUCAUUCUCGCAACCAACGUUGCUGAGACAUCGCUCACUAUUCCCGGAAUCAAGUACGUAUUCGACUGUGGUCGUGCGAAGGAAAAGCAAUUUGAUCUAUUUACCGGUGUGCAAAGCUUCCAAAUUGGCUGGAUCAGCAAAGCUAGUGCAAACCAAAGAGCGGGUCGUGCAGGUCGAACAGGACCCGGUCACUGUUACCGACUGUACUCUUCGGCAGUCUACGAAGGCGAUUUCGCUGAGUAUACUGACCCUGAAAUAUUACGCACCCCUAUCGAAGGUGUCGUUCUCCAGAUGAAGAGUAUGGGCUUGCACAAUGUGAUCAAUUUCCCAUUCCCUACCCCUCCCAGCCGUCAAGGUCUCGUGAAGGCGGAAAAGCUGCUCAAGAAUCUGGGUGCGCUCUUAGGGAAUGGCCAAGUCACACAAGUGGGUCGUCGUCUUGCAACAUACCCUCUAUCCCCUCGUUUCGGCAAGAUGCUUUACAUCGGUCACCAACACGGAUGUCUACCUUACGUCAUUGCCCUGGUGUCUGCUCUUGCUGUCGGAGAUCUGUUCGUUGCGCAGAAUGAAAUCGACCCCAAUGCAUUUGCUAGGAAUUCUAAGCCCAAGCAACUUGAUAGCGACGACAGUGAUGAUGAAAGGAAGGUCUACACCAAUGCCGAUCGUCUAGAGGAUACAGAACGUGAGCAAAAGAUGAAGGACUACGCCCGCGUACACCGUCUUCUCGGCAAGCACGAUGAUACCUCCGAUGCCCUUAAGUUCCUCUCUGCCAUCUGUGCCUACGGCUAUGCCUCGGACGGGGACGCCUUCAGUGAACAGAUGUUCCUCCGUGGAAAGGCCUUCAAGGAGGCUACGCAACUCCGUCGCCAACUCACAGAUAUCGUGCGCGCCAACAACCCUGGGCUUAUCGGCUCUUACGAAGCACGUCUGCCCGAGCCCUCUGCUAAGCAGAUCAAAGCGCUUAAACAAAUCGUUACCGCCGGUUUCAUCGACCAUGUUGCCAUUCGCGCAGAUCUCGCACCUGUGCCUCCAGAGAUCCCCCGUGCGCCCCGCCGCGCGAUCGAUGUUCCCUAUCUUACACUUUUCCGCUCCCGGGAAGGACCAGCCGAGGAUAUCUCAGAGCGCGCGGUCUUCAUCCAUCCCUCUUCUAUCAUGGCGAAGCUUACACCAAAAGAAAUGCCGCAGUAUAUUGUCUACUCGCAUCUCCAGCAGUCAGCCCCCAGCGUGGUCGCAUCGGACCAGACACCCAAGAUCAGAAUGUUCCCGCUUGUUGCUCCAAGUGGAUUGCAGCUUUCUGCUUUGGCACAUGAUACCCCACUCAUCGAGUAUGGAAAGCCGAUUGGAAAGACAGAUACAUUGGAAGGUAUUCCUCAGCGCAGGUCUUGCUGGGUUAUUCCCUCGAUGGUUGGUGAUGCUGGUGGCACAGGCUGGCCAUUGCCAGCGAAGAAGGUCGUGCAGAAGAAGGACCCUAAGGAGGGAUGGGUUAUUGAGAAGUUUGUUAGUUGA